AUGAGGGCUGUCUUCGUCGCUCUGGCAUGCCUCCUGGGCCUAGCCCUAGGCUAUGAUAAAAACAUAGAAUGCAUCAAUGGCAUCCGCACCGCUAUUGCCAAGUUUACAUUCACAGGGGAUUCGCCGGUCAGCUACUGGGGAAAUUUAUGCCAGAACAAACUCGCCGUUCAGUCUGAAUGGGCUGCCGCAAAGGUAUACUGCAAUGAAAAACAGAUGAAGGCAGGCUCAAAAUACUUGGCCGACUAUUGCAUGGAAUACGGCAUGAUGGAGCUGAUCCCGUACUCCGAAAUCGAGCCUAUGUUGACCGACGACUUCAUCGCGUCGCUUGAAGUCGUGGAUUACAAUGACAUCAACGCUACGAAGAUAUGGGAUCAUCCUGUUCUUCUCUCCAAAGACUUCUAUAAGGCUGGAUACGAAACAACGUACACCUUUACGAAGGAAUAUAAUACCCACAAAAGAUACGGAUGGGCCGUGUAUGGAUUCUGGGGAACGAUUCUAUUGAUUGGAAUGCUCCACCGGUUUUACAGCCACAUAUCCAAUGACCGGCGGAUGAAAAGUCAAGGAGAUGUCGAGGAUCAUGGAGCCAAAUCUCGCUCGAAAAACCCGACUUCCAUUUUCAGUACUGCUUACCACUGGGUCCGGGCCAACCUGAUCAUCCCGGCGGCAUUUGGAUCCCAUCACAACCGUCUGCUCUGGUACUGUACUGUGCCUACCCGCAUGGAGACGCUUAUUGUCGCCUCCUUCUGGAUCAUAAACAUAGUACUCUGCUGUGUUUCCUACGAAGCCUUUUGGCCCAAUUUAUAUUACACAAAAGCCAUGCAACUAUGGCGUUAUGUCGCUGACCGGACGGGCAUCAUGAGCUAUGCGAACUUGCCAAUCUUGUGGAUGUUCUCGGGACGAAACAACAUCUUUCUGUGGUUGACGGGCUGGAGCUUUUCGACUUUCAACAUCUUCCACAGACACGUUGCCCGCAUCGCCACUCUUCAGGCAAUCGUGCAUUCAAUUGCAUACACUGCGAUGGAGGCCAACUUUCACCAGCUUGCCGAAUCAUGGAAAGAGAAGUACUGGUACAUGGGUGGCAUGGCAACCAUCGCCAUGGGAUUGAUAGUCUUUUUCUCGUCCGUUUGGUUCCGUAAGCACAGCUACGAGUUCUUCCUGCUGCUGCACAUUGUCUUCUCCGUUCUUACCAUCGUUGGCUUGUUCUUCCAUACUGCAAUCUUCGAUGGGGAGUACGACGGGUACCUGUGGCCGCUAGUCGCAAUCUGGUGCUUCGAUCGCUUUGCCCGUCUCGUCCGCCUAGCAUACUGCAACCUUCACGUGAGGUUCUCCAAAGGGUUGACGAUGUCAACAACAAUAGCCAGCUAUGACAAAACAUCCGAUCUGAUCAGACUGGAUGUCAUUCCGGCAUCGGGAUUGCUGAGGCCUGGUCCUGGCCAACACUACUUCAUCUACCAGCCAAACAGGUGGAAGGGUUGGGAAAACCACCCUUUCACACUGGCGCAUUGGACCGAGCUAGACAAUGGGGAACAGGUCGCCACCCUUGACCCCGAUUCGGACUCGUCGUCGGACUUGAGAAAAGAGGUUAAAGUCACUGCCAAAGCUCCUUCAUCUCAAGCCUCUUCGUCAUCAGUUGUCGUGGAGAAGAAUGGUGGAGUUCCCACCAAGCAGGUUACCGGUCGAUACAAGCUGACCUUUUUCGUGCGGCCGUUCAGCAGUUGGACAAGACGUCUGCGAGAUGAAUGCAUCAAGUCCAAGACAGGGAUGCACAAGACCCAGGCUUUGAUCGAAGGUCCCUACGGCGAAAAGAGUCCUCUUCACACGUUUGAGAACGUCAUCUUUAUCCUAGGCGGUACCGGUAUCUCAGGAGCCCUGCCGUAUAUGCAGGAACAUCUUCAGAGAACCGCUUCAAAUCCAUCAAAAACACGCACGCGGGACAUCACCUGCAUCUGGGCAUGCAAGCAACCAGAGAUGAUCCGCGAGAUAGCGUCUUCCGAGCUGCAACCCCUUCUUGGUCGAGAGGACAUCCAUUUCAAGUUCUACUUGACCUCCAAGAAAGCGUCUGCCAGCACGAAAGCGGUUGAGCUCAAGAGCUCGAGCUCGUCCGACGCCAGCACAGAAGUGACCAUCACACCUGGCCGGCCAAACAUCAAAGAGCACGUGCGAACCGUUAUUGACGAGGUCAACGCCGCUGGCGCGGUAGGCGGCAAGAUCGCCAUCUUGACUUGUGGCCCCGCGGCUAUGGCCGACGCUGCCCGAGUUGCAGUGCAUCGUGCCUUGAAAGACGGAAAGCGUGGCGUCGAAUACUUCGAAGAGACCUUUGGGUGA
Exophiala dermatitidis NIH/UT8656 is the source of this 2325-nucleotide messenger RNA. Its product is annotated as ferric-chelate reductase. Gene Ontology annotation, cellular component: plasma membrane. The record is from RefSeq and is a predicted model, not a curated record. Gene Ontology annotation, molecular function: ferric-chelate reductase activity. The transcript has 7 exons. The coding region runs from base 1 to 2325 and encodes 774 amino acids. NCBI's taxonomy places the organism in Eukaryota, Fungi, Ascomycota, Eurotiomycetes, Chaetothyriales, Herpotrichiellaceae. Gene Ontology annotation, biological process: copper ion import; iron ion transport; intracellular iron ion homeostasis.